Messenger RNA from Procambarus clarkii (red swamp crayfish), 747 nucleotides. Lineage: Eukaryota; Metazoa; Arthropoda; Malacostraca; Decapoda; Cambaridae. The record is from RefSeq and is a predicted model, not a curated record.
AUGAACAAUGAUCAAAUGUUGGAGUGUCAGACAGUGCUGGAGGCCAGGAGACAGUGCUGGGGGCCAGGAGAUAGUGCUGGAGGCCAGGAGACAGUGCUGGAGGCCAGGAGACAGUGCUGGGGGCCAGGAGACAGGGCUGGAGGCCAGGAGAUAGUGCUGGAGGCCAGGAGACAGUGCUGGAAGCCAGGAGACAGUGCUGGAGGCCAGGAGACAGUGCUGGAGGCCAGGAGACAGUGCUGGAGGCCAGGAGACAGUGCUGGAGGCCAGGAGAUAGUGCUGGAGGCCAGGAGACAGUGCUGGAGGCCAGGAGACAGUGCUGGAGGCCAGGAGGCAGUGCUGGAGGCCAGGAGACAGUGCUGGAGGCCAGGAGACAGUGCUGGAGGCCAGGAGAUAGUGCUGGAGGCCAGGAGACAGGGCUGGUGGCCCGGAAGCAGUGCUGGAGGCCAGAAGACAGUGCUGGAGGCCAGGAGACAGGGCUGGAGACUAGGAGACAGUGCUGGGGGCCAGGAGACAGUGCUGGAGGCCAGGAGACAGUGCUGGACGCCAGGAGACAGGGCUGGAGGCCAGGAGACAGUGCUGGAGGCCAGAAGACAGUGCUGGAGGCCAGGAGACAGUGCUGGAGGCCAGGAGACAGUGCUGGAGGCCAGGAGACAGGGCUGGAGACUAGGAGACAGUGCUGGGGGCCAGGAGACAGUGCUGGAGGCCAGGAGACAGUGCUGGACGCCAGGAGACAGCGCUGGAAGCUAG